UUGCACGAUAUUCUAAUUUGUCGAAUUUCACCUGUAGAAUCAGCCUUGAAAAUCAGCUGAGGAUUUUGAUACCCAGCCUGCUGCUUUCUGUAGAUCACGCCUCCCCAAACCACUCACUGUUUUCCCAGUUGGCAGGGAAUUUGGUAGGACGUGGCUUCCCUUCCGGAGCGCCCCUGUUGGAAAACGCUGAGCCGUUGCUCCGCCUCCAGCUGAGAAAGAGCUGGGGGUUGGUGGCCGUUACCAACGGAGCGACGAUCACCUAGCGAAGGAAGACGCCGAGCCUCCCAACCAGUAGGGGGCGGUACUCCGUCUGCGCCGCGCAGCCGGCCCGCGCUUGUGGAAGCCUCGUUGGCCGGAGCUCUCCCCAGGCGAUGCUUAGCGAAGGAGGCAGGCGGUAGCCCGCGAAGUGGCCUUCGGGAGAGACGCUUCGCUCCGGACGCUUUCCGCUUGUUUCCUUCUGGUUCGGAAGUUCACAUGGCUUCCCGCGAAGGGGACGACGCGGUCCUGUUCAGGCGGGGGGCCGGGCAGAGUGAUGAUUCUGAUAUAUGGGAUGAUACAGCACUGAUAAAAGCCUACGACAAAGCAGUUGCAUCUUUUAAGAAUGCCUUGAAGAAUGGUGACUGUUCAGAGCCUUUGGACAAAACUGAGCAAAAUGCUGGAACAAAAAGAAAAAACAAUAAAAAGAAUAAGAGUAGAAAGAAAAAUAAUGCUACAACACAGAAACAGUGGAGAGUUAAUGAUGCAUGUAGCGCAAUUUGGUCUGAAGACGGCAAUGUAUACCAAGCAACUAUUACCUCAGUUAAUUGGAAGAAAGGAACUUGUGUAGUAGUUUAUACUGGAUAUGGUAAUAGGGAAGAGCAGAAGUUGUCAGAUCUUCUACCACCGAUGGAUGCUGAGGGAACUAAUGAAGAGAAAAGUGCUGCUGAGAAUGAAAAUGAGACUCAAUAUUCAACAGAUGAAAGUGACUUUUCCUUCCGGUCACCUCAAAGCAAACACAACCCUACAAAACCAGCGCAGUGGAACUCCCACUUUCCUCUUCCAUCAUCACCUUCAGCACAAGGCCCAGAAAGGGAUGGAAGGAAAUUCCCUGGGCCUCCAGCUUUCUUAUCGGGCUGGUCUCCAUUUCCAUCAGGACCACCGUUGAUACCACCUCCUCCACUUCUUAGUUCGGAUUCACCUGACGAUGAUGAUGAAGCUUUAGGAAGUAUGUUAAUAGCUUGGUAUAUGAGUGGCUACCACACUGGCUAUUACCUGGGUUUAAAGCAGGGCCGAGUGGAAGCUACCUUGGGAAAACACAGUCACUUGAAAUAAGUCUGGAGCUUAUUCUGCACAAAUAGAAUAACAUUCAGAUACAUUCUGACAUGCUGAUUCUUAGGGUCAACUUAGAGUCAACAACAGGAAGACUAAUCUUCACUGCUAACUCCACAGCAACAUUAUCUUGAUGUAUUCCAUGUUGUAGUUGUGGACAACAGUAAUGACCUAAGUGAAAAACUCUAUUCAAGCAUGGACUAUCCAGGAUCCAGGACUAGAACAACUCUUCUGUCAGUUAAGGGGAUAGUUGCUUACUAUCACUCAACUGAUUUGAAAUACUGGUCAAUAAAAUUAACUUUUGCAAUUGAUUUUCUUUUUUAUUAAACUUACUGAUAUCUAGAAUAUAUAAAAAGCAAUUUUAACACCA
Molecule: messenger RNA, 1678 nt
Organism: Thamnophis elegans (Western terrestrial garter snake)
Lineage: Eukaryota; Metazoa; Chordata; Lepidosauria; Squamata; Natricidae
Product: survival of motor neuron protein-like
Exons: 9
Coding region: 475-1311 (278 amino acids)
Biological process (GO): mRNA processing
Cellular component (GO): cytoplasm; nucleus
Molecular function (GO): RNA binding
Source: RefSeq, a predicted model, not a curated record